AUGUCUCCCAUAUCAAUAUCCAAAGGAGGCACCCGCUCCCCCAAUGAAUCCUUCACCGCAAUGGCCAACGAAGACCUCGAGUCCAUAGGCCGACACUGUCAAUUCGAAUACUGCGGCCAGCUAGACUUUCUCCCCUUCCGCUGCGAAUCCUGCCGCUCAACCUUCUGCCUCGACCACCGCUCCGAAACCGCCCACAAAUGCCCUCGCGCCGGCGAGUGGGCGCGCCGCCGCAACGGCCCUCUCUCAGAGAACCGGCCCGCCCCCGUCAAACCCAACAUCUACAACUCCACCCAGUGCUACCACGUCUCCUGCAAAACCCUCAUCAACACCCUCAAGGACCCCGCCGUGCGCUGCCCCAACUGCAACUACGAAUACUGCCUCAAGCACCGGCUGCGCGAGGAGCACGACUGCGCCAAGAUUACCCCGCGGGGCGCGCGCCAAGGGUCCGGCGCCGCGCCGAACGAGACGAUCAAGUCCAUGUUUGCGCGCCCGAAACCGAAGCCGAAUAGUGCUGCGGGGCGCGCGGUGGCGUUGAAUGCGCUGAAGAAGGCGGCGAAGGGGGACGCGGGCGUCCCGGUUGAUAAGAGGCUCUACUUGCAUGUGGUUGGGACGGCGGACACGCAGGCGGCGGAGCCGCCGGCGGGGGAUUUCUAUUUCGAUUCGCGGUGGAAGGUGGGCCGGGUGCUGGAUGAUGCGGCUAAGCGGUUGCGGGUUGAGAAUUUGAAUAAUCGGGUUGGAGGGGAGGAGGCGAAGUUGCGCAUCUUUCAUGUGGAGUCGGGGGAGUUUCUGGAGUUUUCAGAGACGAUCGGGAGUGGGAAGCUUAAGCAAGGGGAUACGAUUGUGUUAUUGCGAGGCGCGGGGACUAUUUUGGAGAAGUCUGGAUGA
This is a messenger RNA of Penicillium chermesinum, 885 nucleotides long. RefSeq names its product AN1-type zinc finger protein. Bases 1 to 885 code for a protein of 294 amino acids. Gene Ontology annotation, molecular function: zinc ion binding. Gene Ontology annotation, cellular component: cytoplasm. The transcript has 2 exons. The record is from RefSeq and is a predicted model, not a curated record. Lineage: Eukaryota; Fungi; Ascomycota; Eurotiomycetes; Eurotiales; Aspergillaceae.